Orycteropus afer afer is the source of this 861-nucleotide messenger RNA. RefSeq names its product RNA-binding motif protein, X chromosome-like. The transcript has 2 exons. Gene Ontology annotation, biological process: positive regulation of mRNA splicing, via spliceosome. Gene Ontology annotation, cellular component: spliceosomal complex. Lineage: Eukaryota; Metazoa; Chordata; Mammalia; Tubulidentata; Orycteropodidae. The coding region runs from base 1 to 861 and encodes 286 amino acids. The record is from RefSeq and is a predicted model, not a curated record. Gene Ontology annotation, molecular function: RNA binding.
AUGGUUGAAGCAGAUCGCCCGGGGAAGCUUUUCAUUGGCGGGCUCAACCUCGAAACCGACGAGAAAGGCCUCGAGGCCGCGUUUGGCAAGUAUGGCCGCAUAGUCGAGGUGCUCCUGAUGAAAGACCGAGAAACCACCAAGUCGAGGGGCUUCGCGUUCAUCACCUUCGAAAGCCCAGCAGACGCCAAAGCCGCCGCAAGAGACAUGAACGGCAAGACCCUGGAUGGUAAGACCAUCAAGGUGGCCCAGGCCACCAAGCCGGCGUUUGAGAGCGGCCGGCGGGGUGCCCCGCCGCCUCCGCCCCCCCGGGAGGAGGGCUACUCUCCUAGAGAUAACUACUCCAACCGAGACUACUCGAGCGCCCGCGACCCCAGGGAUUUUGCGGCCUCCCCGAGAGAAUACACCUACCGCGAUUACGGCCACUCCAGUGCCCGGGACGACUGUUCCUCGAGAGGCUACGGUGACCGAGACGGCUACGGGGGUCGCGACCGUGACUACGCAGAUCAUCUGAGUGGAGGCACCUACCGAGAAGUCUUCGAGAGCUACGGCGACCCGCGCAGCGCUGCCCCCGUGCGGGGCGCGCCGCCAUCUUAUGGUGGAGGCGAUCGCUACGACGAGUAUCGAGGCUGUUCCCCCGACGCUUACGGCAGCGGCCGCGACAGUUAUACCAGUGGCCGCAGUGAUCGCUAUUCCAGAGGCCGCGAACGAGUAGGAAGGCCUGAUCGCGGGCUCCCCACGUCUAUGGAAAGAGGGUGCCCUCCCCCGCGUGAUUCUUACAGCAGGUCAGGCCGUAGGGCACCUGGGGGCGGAGGCCGCUUUGGAAGUCGCCUGGAGAGAGGGGGAGGCCGGAGCAGAUACUAA